This is a messenger RNA of Theileria parva strain Muguga, 3678 nucleotides long. RefSeq lists its product as uncharacterized. The transcript has a single exon. The record is from RefSeq and is a predicted model, not a curated record. Lineage: Eukaryota; Apicomplexa; Aconoidasida; Piroplasmida; Theileriidae. Bases 1 to 3678 code for a protein of 1225 amino acids.
AUGGUUACAAUUGUACCCAAUGCCAGUAAUAAAAUCGUAAAGGUCGUUGAUAAACAACGUCAAAUAUGGAAUAGAACAUCAGUCGAUGAAUUUCUUAGCGAAUUAAAGUUAUAUAGGCUUUAUGGUGAGGAUAGAUUGCUUUUUAUUGUAUCGGUGGUUGAUAAUGUAAAAUAUGUGAAGUUUUAUAUUAAGCAAGGUGUACCUUGGAUAGAAACAUCAAUGGAGGACUUCAAUUCAAGCUUUGAAGCAAUAAUGAAAACAAGGGCGUUUGAACUGAGAGCAAUUUUAGAUACUGACACUUUUAUGAUUCAACGACAAAUUUUUUCAGGAAUUCCAGCCUACGUUUUCACACCAUAUAAUGUUUUCGAUGUUGUUAUUGUUUGCCAUAAUCAUCAAAUCAUCUGGUCUUGUCCACAAAUAAGCGACAAAUGUAUUCGUAUCAUAGUUCAUGGAGACUUGGAUAAGCCUUUGCUACUUAAUAUAAGUAUUCUGCACGAUUAUAAAUCACUGUCUUCUGAAAAAUUCUAUCCUGGAGGGAGGUUAACUCAACAAUUUGAUAUUAUGAGAAUGCACCUUUCAAGGGAAUUUGUAAAAAAUGUACGCCUUGCAAAAAAACGAGCUGGAAAAUCACAAAAAGAUCAAAAAGAUACACAAGAUGAAACUGGCACCGGUACCCAACAAGAUGUUGAGCAAACCUCCAAAGAUUCCAAAAAGAGCAAAGGAGGUAGAUCAAGUUCACAAGGUCUUUCCGAACAGUUUGAACUUGUUGAUCAAGUUCAAACUGACCAACAAAAAAUUAAACGAAGGAAAAUAUACUAUUCUAAAAAGAAAGAAUUACAAGGUAAAAUUAGUAAAUUAAAAUAUCAACUUUUUAUCACUGAUGACCUACUCGAGCUUGAAAAAAAACUAGAUCGAGAAGAUGAUGUAGAAACUAGUGAAAGCGACGAAGACGAUUACUACGAUGAUAUCCACGAUAAAUCGGAACAACCAAAAGAGAAGAGUAAAAAUAAAAAGGUAAAAGAAUUAGAAAAGAUUUUGGCUAAAAAACAAGAAGAACUCGCUGAGUUAGAAGGCCAACUGGAAAAGUUAAACUCGUUAAAUUUAACAGGGGUACUUGAAACGUUCAACGCAUCAUCGAUCAAACAAAAUUUACUGGAAAAAAUAUCAGCCAUGAAAUAUGAGAUAUUAAAAAUUGAAGAACUACUUAAACUUGAAAAAUAUAUUAUUGAUACUGAACCCUGUUCUGAAGUGGAGAUUCAAGAUAAAAAAACUUAUGAAAAAGACCAGGAUAAGGAUAAAGAAACUAGUGAAACGGACAGUUCAGAUGAAGUUGAUGAUGACGAAGAUCAAGAAGAAGAUGAUUAUGAUGAAUCGGAUGAUUAUGAUGAUUAUGAUGAUGGAUAUGAACGAGGAGGCGAUUCAGAUGAUGGCUCAGGUGCUGGAAAUGGGAAUGCAGGAGGUGAAAGUAGUAAUCAAAACGAAGAUAAAAAUUCGGCUCAUCAAUAUGAAGAUAAAUCUGAAGAAACGAGUACUAAACAUAAAAAAAUUGAAAAAAUUGAAAAAGAACUAAUUUUGAGAAGAAAGAAAAUUAAACGUUUGAGGAGAGAUUUAAGAUCACUCGAGAAAAAACGAUUUACGGGCGGAAUUAAAGAAUAUUUAGAGGCGAAGGAACAUAUAGACAAUGUUAAUGCUAAAAUUGAAAGUAUUCAAUAUUCAGUAUUUCAAUUUAAAGAAAUGAUUAAACUCCUUAAAAAAAGUAGUCUUAAUGGAUCUUCUAAACAACUAAAGGAAAUGAGAAGGGAGAAAAUCAAAGAAUUACAAAAACAAAGUGAUGAAUACUCAAAACAACUAAGCGAAUUGCAAAAGGAAUUAGAGAAAUUGGAGGAAGAAAAUUCGGGUCAAAUUGAUUCAGAAGAACUAGAUACAUUUAUACAAAAAGAAUUAGAAACGCAAAGGGACCAGGUACUUGAGAGACAAAGGGAACAAUUGUAUAAAAGAAUAGAUUGUUUGCAUUUUGAUAUACGGCAUUUUAAAAAUGCAAUUAGAAUCGAGAAACAACACGAUGAUUGCCAUAAAUCGCAAAUAUACUCCAAAAUAAGAAGGUACGAAAGUUUGUUGGAAAAAAAACAAAAAGAACUGCAAGCAAUAGAAAAUGAUUUGCUUAUCGUUGAAUCCAAAUUGCAAAAAUCUGGAACUCAACCUCCAGAUCACCAUCAUCAGCAUCCGCCUGAACCAGUAAAAAGUAUUAGAAAAGUGGCAUGGUUGCAUAAAUCCCGCCCAACACCAACUAAAAUCCCUCCAUCAAUUAAUACAAACUAUUUUAGAUUCGAGAAUAUAUUCCCCAAAACUGAUAAACCCAGACAAUUUACACCUAGGUUUACGGUUCCUUUACCCCAAGUGCAUUCUCGUCUAUCAGGACCAUUUGGACAAUAUCAAACAUAUCACCCACAACAGCAAAAUUCUCCAUAUCAACCAAGAGAUCAGAUACCUCAAGGAGCACAAGGAUCAGGUAAUUCUAGUGGAGAGCUAGUACCUGAAAUUGUAACUCUUGAAGAUUCAAGUGAAUCUGAUAGUGAUUGUGAUAUACAACCAAGUUGUUCACCACAGCAAUCAGGAACUGAACAAGGUGCUCAACAAGGUGCGCAGAAUGUUUAUCACUACCAACAUUAUCAACCUCCACAACAAUCGGGAACAGAACAUCACCAACACGUUCAGCACUACCAACCUUAUCAUCCACCACAGCAAUCAGGAACAGAACAAGGUGCUCAACAAGGCGGGCAGCAUGUUUAUCAAUACCAACCUUAUAAUCCACAACAGCAAUUAGGAACAGAACAUCAGCAACAGCAAUUUCAACAGUAUCAGACGUAUACACCAACCCCUCAACAAGGACAACCCGGGGGGUAUCAACCUCAACAAAGUCAAGGACAUUUUGGCCAAUUUGGAGCAUUUAGACCCUAUAGACCUACAUUCCAAUCACAACAUGGACCAACAGUUCAACAGCAACAAGAAUAUCCGGGACAAUCGGGAGCAUUUAUUCCAUACCAACAUUACAAACCACGUCCUGAGACAUAUCAAGCUAAUUUUCAACAAACUGAUCAACAUAAAGAGCUGGAACCUGUGGAUGAAUCUCAACAGCAUCUGCCACUAAAAAAGAGAAUUCGAUUAGAUAAACAACCAUCUAAAACGGGUCCUUAUCAAACUGAACAAAUUGAACCAGAUCCCCGACAUAAAGCGCAACAACAAGUCGGUUAUACCGUUACUCACCCAGGACUGUUUACACCAUAUUCAGAGAAUUUACAACCGGGACCAAAAGUACAACCAAGAACUCAAACUGGGACUACCGGGCAAAAACCUAGUCAACAGCAGGUUAGUGGUCCCCAAACUAGGAUUCGUUCAUACAGAUUUCCUGUUCCACCUACACUACCUGUUCCUCCAUUCACUCCUCAGAAUUCCCAAACAUUUGGAAAUACAGGAGAACCUUCUGGGUUGCCUCCAUUACCACCGAUUGAGCCCUAUCCACAUAAAUCAGUUGGUAACAGGGAAUAUAUAGAAGAAAGAUAUUAUAAAAACACCGAAAAUGGAUGGGUUAGAAUACAAAAGAUCCAGUAUAUCCAUCUAAUGAAUAAAUAUGAUUAUCAAAAAGCAAUGGGAUCCGAACCCUCUGAUAGCGAUAGUUAA